Messenger RNA from Pseudogymnoascus verrucosus, 2880 nucleotides. RefSeq lists its product as uncharacterized. The transcript has a single exon. Gene Ontology annotation, molecular function: zinc ion binding; DNA-binding transcription factor activity, RNA polymerase II-specific. The record is from RefSeq and is a predicted model, not a curated record. Gene Ontology annotation, biological process: regulation of DNA-templated transcription. The coding region runs from base 1 to 2880 and encodes 959 amino acids. NCBI's taxonomy places the organism in Eukaryota, Fungi, Ascomycota, Leotiomycetes, Thelebolales, Thelebolaceae.
AUGCCUCCCAAAAAAGGAGUCUCGCAAGGAGGGCUAGGAAGCCGCACCGGGCUACGAAGCCAAGGGGGCACCAACACCAACCCGCCAGAACCCAGCGCAGGCGCAGGCGCCCCCGCGUUCGACCCAAACAACCCAUACGCCCCCGGCGCCCUACCACCUCGCUCCUUCUACGGUCCAGGAUUCCAGGGACCCACACCCACCCCAUCCCUGUCCACUCCCUCGCAACUCCAGCCCCGGCCCGGCGAGGAUCCCGCGGCGUUCGAGCGGCGCCGCGAAACGCGGAAUCGACUCAACGCCAUGCAGAGAGAGAGGCGGGCUCGGAGUCGCGCGGCUGCCUUGGCUGCCUUGGCUGCCGAGGAUGGUGGGGAUGGUGGGGAUGAUGGGGAUGAUGGGGAUGGUGGGGAGGCGGCGGCGGAACCGCGGAAGAGGAAAGGGCCUAGGAAGUUGCUGGUGGAUAGGAUAAAUGAGGCGGCGACGAGGGUGACGAGGAGUGCGGUCGAGAGGGACGAGGAGCUCGGAAACUGCCUUCAUUGCUCCAGGGGCCCGACGUGGCCGCUGAAGUGCCAUGGUGGCGAUGAGUGUAUUGAGUGCGAGGUGAGAGGGAUUGCGUGCAAUAGGGGGAAUAAAAGGCACUUCGACGUAAACCGGAGAAGACAGCUGGAGGGAGUGGAGCCCUGGCGCCCGGAUGUUGAUCAAUGCCAACAAUGCAAGAGUAGGGGCAGUAAGUGUUUUAUGCCCAAUAUGCUGCUGCCGGGGCCGUGCGACAUGUGCCGGCUGAGUGGUCUGGAGUGCAGUAUAGAGCCUCUUCCGGUGAGGCGAUGUCCGAAUUGUCACUGGGAGCACAAAUGUGUUGAGUGCGCCAGAAACCACCUACGCUGCGAUGGAAAAAUCCCCUGCUUGGUGUGCGUCCGCAGAAAUAUCGAGUGUGUUGGCCUUAAACCCGAUGGAUCUUGUCCGGAUAUACCUAUAUCAACAUAUGGCACGGGUCUGCCACCCCCUCCGCAGCGUAUGAAGGUUAGGCCCACUGUUGAUAUGAGGAAUUGGCCGCCACCGAGUGGUCGACUUGAAAUUUCAGGCAAUGUGGCCAUUCCAGGCGCUCCUAGAGAGUAUCAAGUCUUAAACGUUGGAGCAGGGUAUCCCGGUGUUGCAGGACCAGCUCCAGGAGCAUAUGUAAGUCCAUACGCAGGACCAGGACCAGCGGCAGAACCAGCUGCAGGGCCAACUGUCGGAAUAUUUCCACCACCAGUCGCAGGACCAUCUUUGGGACCAUCUCCAGGACCCGUCCCAGGACCAUCUUCAGGUCCAUUUGUAGUUGCAGGUCAACUUUCAGAUCCAUUUGUAGGACCGACCCAGUCCCCACCCGUCGCGGCAGGUCCAAGUUCCCAGCCGCCCGGGCAAAAUCCUGGAUCCAACCCCAAUAACUUCCGCAACAGCCUCUACAACCCCUUCGACGACGACAAGCCACCAUGCAGCCACUGCAGAGCGGAUCCCCAGCACCGCAUUUGCGACCAGGACACCCCCUGCUGGGAAUGCUCUCAACGAGGCAUCCUAGAGCCAGAAGACUGCCGGACCUCCCGACCAUGCGAGCUCUGCUUCAUGAACGAGCUGCCAUGCGACGCCGGUUCUCCCUGCCAGAACUGCAUGUUCCUCGGAUUCGGCGUUGAUGAGUGCCGUCCCGAAGGUCUCGGUCCCCAACAAUACUUCCCGGAUAACCCAGAAGAAUCCGAUGACGAGCCGUACAUUCGCCUCCCAGGACAGCCGGAAUUCGACUACAGCUGUGCCUUCUGCGUCGCGUAUGGGUUCCAGGGGUGCGAUCCGCGGGAUCGGCCGUGUUUGCCGUGCAUCCAGCACGGACGGACGGCGUUGCAGUGUCGCUUUGAAGAACGCUGUGCUAGGUGCAUAGAGCUGGAUGUGCCCUGUGAUGGCAAAAUGCCUUGCUCCUUGUGCGCCAACGCGGAUGGGUUGACUAGUAUGACGUGCCUCGGCCGCGGGGACACAACGAUGCCGGGGACCUUCAUCAACGAGCCCCCUCAGGAGGGAGACGACAUCCCGAUGGGCGAGGGAGGUGACUACCCACCUCCCGAUGGAUUUGGGUAUCAGUUCCCCCCACAAGGCGGGAAUGACCCCUUUGCUCCACCUGGAGUACCACAAGAGUAUGUCGACCCUGCCGCUUUAGUUGCUCAAGGAAUCCCAGGACAAUCAAUCCUUCCACAGGAAGAGGUCCCUCGAGUACCACCCGGAGGCUUCUUCUUCCCGCCGGCACACGUCCGAGAGACACUUCUCCCCCACUACCGCAUCCGCACAGAUGUAUACGGCAACGGGCAAUUCGAUCCUCAACCAGGAGCCCAUGUCAACUGGCGGCCGUGGAAUGAAAACUUCAGGUGCAAAGAGACCCUUGCAAGUGGGUAUGUUUGCAACGUCCUCCCAACCAUGGACUGUGACGGCGGCGAAGAGCACGGAGACGAGGUAUGGGGCGUUUGCGGGGCGUGCCGCGUACGUGCGGAGGAAAGCACGGCUCAACUCCUGGAAGAGAUUGAGGAGAAGAAGAACCUGUUUUGCUGCUUCACAUGCUCACAGGCACAGAUGAAUAAGUUCCUCAGCGGCACUGGAUUCGAGAAUAGUGAGACAUUGGUGGAUAAUCACUGUGAUUGCGACACUCAGAUGCGGGCUUGGCUGUGCUAUGCGUGUAAGACUAAGGUGAUCUAUGCUGUGGGCAACCGGAUGAUAACGACGAGGGAAAAGCUGACGCGAGAUUCUGAUAACGCUAUACUCUGUCCAAGAUGUGGAGUUGAACCUGGGAAUAAGGAGGCGGCGUAUACUUUGGCUAAUGGGGUCGCGAGGUGUUCGAGCUGCUGGGUUUGGAUUAACUAUGCGAAGUGA